Messenger RNA from Eufriesea mexicana, 519 nucleotides. It is a transcript of the gene mRpL48, whose product is annotated as mitochondrial ribosomal protein L48. The transcript has 4 exons. The record is from RefSeq and is a predicted model, not a curated record. Gene Ontology annotation, cellular component: mitochondrial ribosome. The coding region runs from base 1 to 519 and encodes 172 amino acids. NCBI's taxonomy places the organism in Eukaryota, Metazoa, Arthropoda, Insecta, Hymenoptera, Apidae.
AUGGUAUUAAAUAUUAUUAAAAGGGUUCCAAUAUAUUGUUCUUCUUCAUUAUUUAAUAAAGCUGUGAGGUUUUACAGUAUAUAUGAGCCACCAUAUUUAAAGCAAAAAGAACCUGAAAUACCAAUUUAUCCUGUUUUAAAUAUACAGCUUAAAGGAUAUAAAUAUCCUUUACUCGAAAGUUAUCAAUCUUUUAUUCACAAAUUAGCAAAAGUAUUGCAGUUUACUGUUGAUGAUAGUGCACCUUUUCCACAUAGAGAAUAUAAGAUAAAAAGAUUUAAACAAGGAAGUACAGUAGUUGAUGCUGAAUAUAAUUUAAAAAUUUAUGAAAGAAAUAUGCAAAUAUCAAAUGUUACAUCUGUAAGGUGUCCUAUUAUUAUUAGAAUAUUAGAAGCAACUUUACCUGAAGGAGUUUCAUUAUCUAUAGACCAAUAUGACCCAGUGAUGCAGAAGAAACGUAUAAUACCAAAUAAAAUGUUGCUUGAUUUGAAAGAAUCAUUGAAUGAAUUUACGAAAAAGUAA